Messenger RNA from Colletotrichum orchidophilum, 3600 nucleotides. RefSeq names its product endonuclease/Exonuclease/phosphatase. NCBI's taxonomy places the organism in Eukaryota, Fungi, Ascomycota, Sordariomycetes, Glomerellales, Glomerellaceae. Gene Ontology annotation, molecular function: phosphatidylinositol-4,5-bisphosphate 5-phosphatase activity; protein binding. Gene Ontology annotation, biological process: phosphatidylinositol dephosphorylation. The record is from RefSeq and is a predicted model, not a curated record. The coding region runs from base 1 to 3600 and encodes 1199 amino acids. The transcript is spliced from 4 exons.
AUGGCUCCUCCCGCUCAGAAUGGGCCUGAUGGCUCAUCACUUAAACCCGUUUCGUCGCUGAGGGCCAAGUUCGAGAACAUGAACAAGAAUGGUGAAUCCGCCGCCGCGCCUGGUCCCUCCCCACCACGAACCAUCUCUCCGGCCCCGAAGCCCGAGUUCCUUCGAGAUGCGAAAGCCUCCUCCGAAAGCCUCCCAAUCCCCCCGAGACCCCGUGAGCGCGCGAGCAUCUCGGGACCGUCACUCCCACCUCCUCUGCACGAGCCCGUCCCUCGCUCACCCGGCCGCUCCCUAGGUGUCCCUCCUACCUUGAAACCUGAGCCGGUGAAAGCUCCUUCGGUCCUGGUAGAGCCGCCUCAGUCACCACCCAAGAACUCCAUCUCGAGAUUCACCAUCGCUGAGACGUCAGCUUUUUUGAACGCCGCCGACUCUGGCUCUUCCACACCCACCACGCCAACCACUUCGCGGGCCUUUAAGAUCCCAAGUCGGCCACACACCCCUUCGCUCGAUCCCCGACGGUCACCAAGGUUAUCUGCUUCACAACCACCUUCACCACCGCCCCCGAGAAGAUCUGUCGAGAUACGGAGGGAUAACAAGCCUGCUCUGCCCCCGCCAAUCAACCGUGCCGAAAAGCCGUCGAUGCGAGACCAGCCAAAGGCCCCUUACUACGCAGACCAUCAAAUCGGCGCUGCUGAAAUCAGGGGAAAACUCAGGGAUGAGACAUCUCCGUUCAGUAGCCCACCUGGAAGCCCCGAAAGUAUCCACGACCCGACCCCUCCGACACUCCCCACGAGACCGAAAGCGCUCGCCACACAGACGGAACCACCGCCGCCUCAGAGAGGCAGACCGCUGGAUGUUGGAUUCGCACCGCCGCCCGUCCAUCACUCAAUCGUGACCAAGAGAAACCAGCGGGAGCAGGAAACGAAUGGUUUCAUCAAGGGUCAGAUCACUCCGCAGAUCACGGGCGACCGGCCCAAUGUACCCGCUCUUCCCGCGAGGCCGCAGACCGUUGCGGAGCCUCCGCCGCGACCGCCCGUGACGAUGAAACCGCCUCUGCGUCCUCCAAGAGCGGGCGUCAACACCCAUAUCGUCAGCCACUCCGUCAGCCACUCCGUUGACUUCCAGCCCCCGCCCAAACGAAUCGUUUCGACUCCGACAACAACACAUCUUCCGCCGCCAUCACGGCUACCGGGACGUGCGAAUACGGUGACAGAGCGGACGUCAGAGAGACCUGCGCCGCGCCCGCCGCCUCCUCAACCGCCCCAACCGGUCCAGCACGCUCAGCCUGCGCAACCGCAGCCAGCCGAGCCGACCGUAUCUCUGAUUCCCUCCAGCAAUACAUCAAAGGUCGAGAUCAACGGCAACAUACCAAACUUCCCGGACCCUGCCAAUGUCAACCGGCGGCCGCCCUAUAUCAAACAGGGUAUGCACGAAAUACAGACCAAAUACGAUCCGCGAACGUUUGACGUGUGCGGCGAUCUCAUCUGCACGACUGGCCACUUGACACGGGUGUGGAACCUUCGGGAUGGUGAAUUAUUGAUGAGUUUUGCCCACGGCGAAGGAAUCAAGGCUACAACCGUGGCCUUCAAGCCCGGCCUGAAUGUGGACGAGGAAGGAAAGAGACUGUGGAUUGGAAACAACUUUGGCGAACUGAUGGAAGCCGAUAUUGCAACGCAAAGCGUGGCUGCGAAUAAGCCAGGGGCUCACGGCCGGCACGAAGUUGUCAAGAUCUACCGCCACUUCAACGAGAUGUGGUCGUUGGAUGAGAAUGGCGGCUUACUCGUUUGGGCCCCAGAUGAAGAGAGCGGUACGCCGAACCUGACCAACAACCCCCACCAAGCCUUCCGCCUACCCAAGGGCCAUUCAUUCUCAGUGGUUGUCGGAGACAAGUUGUGGCACGCGACGGGCAAGGAGAUUCGCGUGUUUGCCCCAUCGUCGGACGGACAAAUCCAGUUCCAAGUGUUGGUCCGCGCCCUGGUUCAGGACACAGCGGGCGAGGUGACUUCGGGAACCGAAGUGCGGUCGCAGCCGAACAAGGUCUUUUUCGGUCACGCCGAUGGUAAAGUGUCCAUUUACAGCACACAGGACUUCACCUGCCUUGGCAUCGUCAACUUGAGUUCGUGGAAGAUCAACACGCUUGCAGGGGUUGGCGAUCACCUCUGGGCGGGCUUCAACACCGGCAAGAUUGGUGUCUAUGAUAUGGAGCCAACGCCAUGGGCUCAAAAGAAAGACUGGCAGGCUCACGAGAAAAACCCUGUCGUGAAGCUCGUCUCGGACCCGUCGAGUUGUUAUAGGCUGGAUCGCCACCAGGUCAUCUCUCUCGGCGCCGACAACAUGGUCCGUGUUUGGGAUGGCCUACUGCAGGACGACUGGCACGAGACGGAGAUGAAGGCCAUGGACACGCAGUAUUGCGAGUUCCAAGAUCUCAAGGUGCUGUGCAUGACUUGGAACGCGGGCGCCUCAACACCUCACAGUUUGCGAUACGCACAAGAAGAUGCCGAGUUCAUCAAAAGCCUGCUUACUUCCAACAGCUCGCCGGAUAUUCUCAUCUUUGGAUUCCAGGAGCUCGUGGAUCUGGAAGACAAAACCGCAACAGCCAAACGCUUCCUAAAGGUGAAGAAGAAGGAGGGCUCAGAUCAGGAGCACAUGAGUCAUCAGUAUCGCGACUGGAGAGAUUUUCUCCUCAAGAGUCUCGAUGACUACAUGCCUCCGGACUGCCUGUAUCAUCUGCUCCACACUGCCACGCUUGUUGGGUUGUUCACUUGCAUCUUUGUCAAGUCGACGCUUAGAGAUCGUAUCCAGAACCUCAGUGCAGCAGAAGUCAAGCGAGGCAUGGGCGGUCUUCACGGCAACAAGGGCGCCAUCGUCGUGCGGUUCAUGGUGGACGACUCGUCACUGUGCUUCAUCAACUGUCACUUGGCAGCAGGCCAGUCGCAGGCCAACAGUCGCCACAACGACGUCGCCGCCAUUCUCGAAGCCCAAAUCCUGCCGCCCGAGCGAGAUCCCAACGCUCGUCUCGACAGCUACGUCGGUGGCGGAGACGGCACCAUGAUUUUGGACCACGAGCUGUGUCUGCUCAACGGUGACUUGAACUACCGCAUCGACACCAUGUCGCGCGACACGGUUGUCAUUGCAGUGAAGCAGAACAAUCUCGCCAAGCUUCUCGAGCGAGACCAACUUCUCGUGGCCCGGCGGCGAAACCCUGCCUUUAAGCUCCGUGCAUUUGAGGAAAUGCCAAUCACCUUUGCGCCGACGUACAAGUAUGACGUUGGAACAGACAAUUACGACACGAGCGAGAAGAAGCGCUCGCCGGCGUGGUGCGAUCGACUCCUUUAUCGAGGCGGCAGCAGGAUCAAGCAGGUGGAUUACAAGCGACACGAAGUCCGCGUAUCCGACCAUCGCCCCGUCACGGGCAGAUUCAAGUUUACCGUCAAGAAGAUCCAGCCAAAGGCGCGGGCGAUGGCGUGGAUGGACUGCCAACAGAGAUUCGAGGACCUCAAAUGGAGCGAGGUCGACAAUGACAAGAUGUCCUACCUGACAAAUGUCAUUGGUUACGAUGAAGCCACGGCACGGAGCAUCAUCCAUCCUGAAAAGGCUACGUAA